AUGUUAAAUAAUUUUUUUUGUUCCUUCCUUUUAUAUGUAUUUAUUAUAAUCCUGAAGCAUAUUGACAACAUUUACUGCUUUUACAUAUCUAAGGUGUGUUGUACCAAUCUGUUUUAUUUGAGAGAAUCGAAUGAUGCAUCGAAUUACUCGGAGGGUCGUGAAAGGUAUAUGCAGGAAAAGAAAAUGAAGAAACUAAAGCUUAAAGCGGAACACAAAGUGGUCAAGCAGUUAAGAAUAACACCGAGAAUUGGGACCAACGAUUUACUAAUAAAAAUAAAUUCAGCAAAGCAGUUUUUGCUAAGAAGACACAGGGUAAAAUUUAUUUUGACUUUAAAGGGAAGAGAGUACACUAAUGUAGAAAACGUAAAAAGAAUUUUCGGGAAAAUUUCGGAAGAAUUAAAAAGUUAUGGUAACUCAGAGACCAUGCGACAGAAUGGUAAUGUUGUUUCUCAGCUGUUUAAUUUAAAGGCUAAAAGAAAAAGUGAAACCUGA
Molecule: messenger RNA, 492 nt
Organism: Plasmodium gonderi
Lineage: Eukaryota; Apicomplexa; Aconoidasida; Haemosporida; Plasmodiidae
Product: translation initiation factor IF-3
Exons: 4
Coding region: 1-492 (163 amino acids)
Biological process (GO): ribosome disassembly; translational initiation
Molecular function (GO): translation initiation factor activity; ribosome binding
Source: RefSeq, a predicted model, not a curated record